Fragaria vesca subsp. vesca is the source of this 777-nucleotide messenger RNA. RefSeq lists its product as uncharacterized. Gene Ontology annotation, biological process: RNA modification. The record is from RefSeq and is a predicted model, not a curated record. The transcript has 2 exons. The coding region runs from base 255 to 770 and encodes 171 amino acids. Gene Ontology annotation, molecular function: protein binding; RNA binding; zinc ion binding. Lineage: Eukaryota; Viridiplantae; Streptophyta; Magnoliopsida; Rosales; Rosaceae.
GAGAUGGGCGGGUAAAAAGCGUGAUGGAGGAGUGUGUAUGCAUGUGUGUGCGGUUGGAGACGUUUUAGCUUAAAAUCGCAUUGCGUGUGAGCAAAUCAUCAUUCUUCCUUCUGCAGACGUUACAUACGUUCUACACCAGCUCCAGAUAUAUUAUACCAACUCCUCUCCUCUGCCGCCCGCAGCCACCGCAAUACACCUCUCUUACGGUACAGAUCAUCAGGAAAUCGAAGGCUUCAAUCAAUAUACAUAGAAAUAUGGAGCAUGAGCUGCGUGACAACAAGAAAACAAUAAGAGAAGGAGGUGAAGACCAUAUGAUUCGUUCAGAGAAGCAUGCAAAGACCAAUGAAGAUUAUUUAAAUGGUAUUUUUGAUCUGAAAAAUGAGGUCCAUGAAUAUAAGUGCAACCACAGCGGUGACAGCAGCAACAGCAGUAGCAUUACUGGUAAUAGUUCUUGUAAGACAUCAUCGUCAUCAGAUUCCCAAGAUUACUGUGACUUGGCAUUGGGGGUAUUUGAUUUCCCAUGGCUGAAAGAUGGUGUAAUCUCGAAAUCAGAUCAGGAGUACUGGAAUUUUGAAGACGUCUUCUCAUCACCCCUAGAAUAUGAUCAGAUUCACACAACAACCCUAAGUACUACUUCAGCUGGACCUCGUAUUGAAUUUUCUAAUUUCAGCUGGCAAUGUUUCUAUGAUGAGACUGAUCCAGAUAAACAGGUAGAAUAUCCAGAAGACAAGCCCAAGCUUGAGGAAGAUGUGUGGCGUGCGCCCUCUUAAUCAAUUA